CGUCUGCUUUGACGUCACCAGGACGAAGGACACAACAAACCGCGCACAGGAAGGACACAACAAACAGGCUACGCAAACAAUUAUUCGCCAUUAGGACACCGCUAUGAAGCUAACUCUGCGAAGGUACUCCUGGGUGCUUCUGUUCCAGUUCGCCCUUUUGGGAGGUGACCUCUUUUUCAAUGCAUUUGGGCCUUCGCUGGCCAGAAACCGAUUGCAGACAGCGAUUUUUUUCUUUGUUUACCACAGCAUUCAGGACACUCUCAUCAUUGCGGAGUACCUGCUGUUCACUCUUACGCUGCACUCAACGUGUGUGUACCAGGUCGGUGCCUCUCACAUAAUCCUGCGGAACUGCAAGCUCUUCAUGGCCAGCAUUACCAUCUACUUCCUUUUGUCCGCCUCGCAGCACUUCUGGAUAAUCUACCAAUACCGACAGCCACCAGGGGAAGAUGGUCAGCACUGGCCGUUGGGUCUGAUUGCUUUGUCAGUAGGUCAACGAAUCAUGUCGGUUGUCUAUUACUACAGCUCCAAAUCGACGGCUCUGACCAUGGCGGAUCCUCGCUUCAAGGAGGAACACCUGGAUUGGAUCGCAGACCAGCUGGGCGAUAAGUAAUGAAGCAAUUAAAAGCGAUUUGUUUAUUAUAGCUAGGAAGUACUAAGUGAAUGAAAAAGACGUGAAGGGUACCGGCGCAUUAAUUAUAAUUCUAUUCGGUUAACUCUGUAUAUAAACAAUUAAAUACAUUAAUUAUUUAAAUAGUG
This is a messenger RNA of Drosophila takahashii, 756 nucleotides long. Its product is annotated as transmembrane protein 138. NCBI's taxonomy places the organism in Eukaryota, Metazoa, Arthropoda, Insecta, Diptera, Drosophilidae. The record is from RefSeq and is a predicted model, not a curated record. Gene Ontology annotation, cellular component: cilium.